AUGUAUUUUGCUGUUGGUUGGCCCAAAUAUUAUGGCACCAAUGAUAUUCAGACUGGGCAGCCUUGUGGAUUCAAGUUUAACAGAGAUCGCUCUAUUCUUGCUGUGUUAACUGAAGAUAGACUAACACUUUGGUAUUGUCAUGUGAGUAUACUUGUAGGGCGGAUGUCAAUCUGCCCGACGAGCGGCAAAGGCGCGAGAACUGCUAGGGGGGUCCCAGACUGUAAAGUAGUAGCUUUGCGCGUGAAAGGCUUUUUUUCGGUAGAAAUGCGCGGAUUUUUUUAAAAUAUAAAACGCAAAAACAAUUUUUUCGGUAAAAAUGCGUGGAUUUUUUUAGGGGGGAAACGCCCGAAUGCGGCUUUUGAGUAAAUUCUCAGGAAUUUUUGUGCGGAUUUUCGAAACAAAGCCAUUUUGCGCGGAUUGACAGGAAUUUUUGCGCGGAUUUUCAAAACAAAGCCAUUUUGCACGGAUUUCCACAAUUGGAAUUUUUUUGCGCGGGAAAUUAAUUCCCUGCAAAGCUACUACUUUACAGUCUGGGGGGGUCCGGAGGUAUGCGCCCCAGAGUCUGGGGGGGGGGGUCCGGAGGCAUGCGCCCCAGGGAAACUUUGAAAUGUAGAUCCUCUAAAAUGCCAUUUCCUGCAUUUUGGGGUGAAAUUUUGUGCCUGGAGCGGGCGAGGAACGAAGAGAAAAUGAAUGAAACAAGACCAUGUCUGAUGACUAUUUUAAUAUCAUAAAUGUAACUUUUACCAAAAACCUAACCUAAUCUCCCCUACAAGUUUAUCCUAUAAUGAUAAUGAUAAUGAAAUUACAUUUGUAUAGCGCAUUUUUCAUGUGGAUAUGUUCAAGUGCGCUUCUUACAGUAGUAAAUAAUAUACAAAUUAUAAAUAUUAGAUAAAAAUAUAUUACAAUAAUGUUAAGAAUUUAUAAAAGUAUCACAGCGAUAACUAGAAGUAAAAAUGGAACAUGCACAAGCAUUAAUUAAAAGCUUCUAAGAAUAGAAAUGUCUUUAGUAACUUUUUAAAUGUAGCUGUUGAGGAUGCAAUCCUGAUAGCUUUGGGAAGAGCAUCGAUGCGGGACUUAAUCGGGAACCAAUGAAGAUCAUAUAAGACAGGAGUGAUAUGAUCGAACCGAGGAGUAUUGCAGAUAAGCCGGGCUGGCGCGUUUUGAACAGCUUGUAAUUUCCUCAACUGGGUUGAAGGAAGGCCAUAAAAAAGACUGUUACGGUAGUCCAGGCGGCUUAUAACGAAAGCCUGCACAAGAAUCUGAGUUGUAUGUUGAUCAAGGAACUUCCUAAUACGUCUAAUGUUAUAAAGGUGAAAGAAGGGAGCUUUGCAGCAUUUAGUGACAUGGGUGUCCAUUUUCAUCUGCGAGUCAAACCAGCAGCCGAGGUUCUUGGCGUUCUCAACACAAGUAACAACAUUGCUGCCAACACGAAUAUUGUUGAAGUCGAUUUUUUCGAGUUGUUGCCAAGUGCCGAUUAGAAUUACUUCAGUUUUUCCCUCGUUGAGUUUCAGUCUAUUAGCAAGCAUCCAUUGUUUGAUGUCAUCAAUGUACAGUUCGGACUGCAGUUUCUUGGUCGAUACGAGAAUCUGCGCGAAACGAGAUAUAAAGCUGGGUGUCGUCGGCAUAAGCAUGUGCAUCUGGUAGGUGACGCUCUAUUAACUCAAGUAGUUCGCUUACAUAAAGAACGAACAGAAGCGGACCUAGACAUGAUCCCUGAGGAACACCACAAUCAACAUUGAAUUUCUCGGAAGACACACCGCCAACUGUAACUCCUUGUGUUCGCUGAGAAAGGUAAGAUGUAAACCAUUUAAGAACAGUUCCAGAUAGACUGAAUUUCAAUUGCAGGCGCUGAAGUAGGAGAACAUGAUCGACAGUAUCAAACGCAGCACUGAGGUCGAGCAGUACAAGUAAAGUGACGUGUUGCCUAUUCAUGUUCAUAAGUAUAUUGUUCUUAACACGCAGUAGUGCUGUCUCGGUGCUAUGAAAUUCUCAAUAUGCCGAUUGAUUACCAGGGUACAAAUGAUGAACUGAUAGAUGAUUAUGGGAUUGAUUGCAAACUGUCCUUUCGACUAGUUUUGAAACGUAUGGGAGGUUGGAGAUAGGUCGUAGGUUUUCAAAUAUUACUUCCAAGCCUUGUUUCUUGAGUCUUGGCUGGACAUCAGCCUCUUUCCAGACACAUGGGAAAAUGCCAGACUCUAGUGAAAUUGGUAAUAACAGGCAGAAGAACAUCCAGGCAUUCGACGACCAAUUUAGUUGGGAUAGGAUCCAAGGAACAAGAUUUCUUGUUUGACGAGGUUAUUAGCCGUUCAGUAUCAUCAUCGCUCAUUGGAGAAAAUUCUUGAUAAAUCUGGUCACUGUUCAGUGAGACCGACGGCAUGUCAGAAAAAACUGCUUGUUCAUAGGUUGAUGCUGUAUCAAGUUCAGAGCGAAUAUUGAUAAUCUUUUGAGCAAAGAAUUGUCCUAAAUCAUUAGAGAGAGCAUUGCUGUCGUUAUAGUGGGGAAAGGCAAGAUCAGAAUCAUGUCUAAAAAGACCUUUAGUUGCACGAAAUAGUUUCCUCUGAUCUUGACUGUUCUCUGAGAUAAACUGUCUAUAGAAAUUUUGCCGCGCUUGGUCCAUAAGAAACGUUGUACAGUAUGAUUUUUCGCAGUUUUAAAAGCAAGGAAAUCAGUCGGAAGUUUAGUAUGUCUCCAUUUCCUUUCUGCUUUCCUUCUCAAAUGCUUUGCACAUUUAAUCUCAUCAUUGUACCAUGGGACAGCAGGCCUGGUGGUAAUAGUCUUGGAGAUCAGUGGCGCUUGAUGAUUUAAAGCAGUCAUCAAGGUAUUAUUAUAGCAUGAAACCAGGUCUGUAAGCUUGGAUGGUGGGUUUUUACAGAGGUCGGAAGAGGAUAUUUCUUCUUUUAAAGCCUCGAUAUUGACAGAUUUAAGUUUACGAAAAGAAAUAUGUUUCUGUGUUAGUGGAACUGCGUUAGAUUCAAGGUUAUACAAAGAACAGCGUUAUGGUCAGAAAACAAAUGGUCAACCCUCGGAAUGCUGGUGAUGAUAUUAUCAGUCUGCUUGGUGAUUAUUAAAUCAAGGGUAUGGCCAGAGCAGCUAGUGAGUGGCGCCUCUGACAUGCUGUUUAAGUCCGGUACUUUCAAGGAGAUCAAGGAAUUUAAUGUAAUCUAAGUUGUCCGUACUGUCGAUGUGGAUGUUGAAAUCACCCGUUAUUAGGAGAGGGUCGUCGGACAAAGUAAUUGAUUCCAAGAAUUUGGUAAACUCGGAGAAAAAUACACUGUCUUGUAGUCGCCGGAUGAGCGUCUGAGUACGGAGGUCGAUACACAAUUAUUAAAUGUAGGCGGCGAGAUCCAUUAACAACGCUCCAUUCAGAGUAUUCAAAGGAAUGAAGUUCGCCAGCAGCUAGUUUUUUGACAGUAAUAUUCUCCUUAAAUCAAAUUCCGGUCCCACCACCUACACGAUUAGAGCGGGGGUGGUCGAGGAGAUUGAAUCCAUUUGGCGUGCACAAUACUCUAGUAGCCGACUCAGUGUUUGUAAACCAAGUUUCAGUGAGUGAUACAAUAUCUGCUUUGCAAUCAACAACAUAGUCGAUAAAUUGAGCAGCCUUGUUGUUAAGUGACUGUGCAUUAAGUACACAUAGUGUAAACAGUUCACCGAUCCUAUUGUUGUUAAUAUCUGCAGCGGGAGUAUCAGGGAGCAGUGUUAUGUUUAUUAUGUUGUUUUCGUUUACUGUUCUAUUCUGUGCAUAUGCAGAUUUGCAUGGUGGUCGAUGCGUGACGAGGGUCUCAAUGUUGUUCUUUUUAUAAUCAGAUAGUAUAUUUUCUUGUUGUCUCCCAGCGUUCCCAUAACAAUGCAAUAAGCCUGAAUUCUCGAGGUCUGUCAGGAAUUGGGAGCAAGCCAUGUGUGUACGACACUCCAAGUUACGGCGCAAGCUCGUCGACAUGUCCGGAGAGAAAGAUAAGCGGCUACCAACAGCACGCUGCGGUUGAAUACAAGAUGCCGUCUUUCUUCCGUUCAAACUUAAAUUACAUACUGUGUCAUUCCCAGUUUCUGGGGCAGGGUUAAGCGAAAUGUCCAUGUAUAUGGUUAUAUUGAUAACAGGUUCCGAGUCGGGUACAGCUAGGCUAAUAUAGCCAUGUUUAUGCCAUGUAACUGUCUGCAUCGAUCCCGAAGCUUCGAUUUAUUCGACAUUCGCUUCGCCUUCAUUAAAGAAUUUGAAAAAGGCAAGAAUAGUUGCCGAUGCGCCGUUGAAUUUGUAGUUUCGACAUCGGUGAAAGGUUCUGUGAUAGAUCUAGGGUAUUUUAAACCGUACCACGAUUCCAAAGAAGUUAUUAAAAGUAUUAAUAAUGUAGAUUUCAACGGAGCUAAAUAUAACGUGGCCAUGUACAGUAUACUGUCAAAAGAAAUGUGAGGCACGGUGACUUCAUUGGCCAAAAACAUCAAUGAUUCUGUUCAUAUCAUUCUCGAGCCAUGUUCUAUUAGUAUAUGCUCGUUCCAUACAGAGAAGAGAAAUUCUUGACCCAUUGUGGAACGAAGGUAUGUCCUCACCCUUCGUUACCCACUGAAAGAUCUUUCUGCAGAACAUCAAUGACGUAGUUGGAAUCGUUGCCAAGAUGGAAUUUGCUUUAUAGAAGACUGGAGUCCAUCCAUUGAAAUGCCAGUGUGUGAGUACCGUAUAUCUGGCGUACCUCUAGCGUAUUCAGCGUGUGCCUUGAGCAAGCUUAUUGUAUAAACUAUAUGUCCAAAUGCCCACAACUUUUUUAAGCAUGCUUAACUUGUAUGCCUAUGCUUGUAGGCAUCUGAACUUGAUAGAAUGGUAUUUGCUAUUAAAUGGAGUCAUGCAUUGAUGCAUGGAGUGAUGGAGUCACGCUGUAUAUAAAAUAGAUGGCUUCUGUCACAAAGGAGCAGACAAAUUUUGAACAAUACUAAAUUUGCAGCAUUUAAAUACUAAUGAUAUACAUGAAAAAAUUUAUCAAUUUUGAUUGGCUAAGAGCAGUGCAAUUAUUUUGAAAUACAGUGCCAAAAAUGAAAUACACAGUGCAAAAAACAGAAAUUAAUACAGUGCAAAUUUCAUGACUAUUUAGGCUUUCUGAUUGGCUUAAAAUAUGAAAUAAUAACAAAGAUAGCCAAUAAGAUGCAGCAAUUUCCAGCAGAAAUGAUAAAAAAAAAGACAACAUUUAGGAGUGACAGUGCAUAAUUUUUUCAUGUCUAUUAUUAAUAAGUAACUUGUCCUUCGGAUUUGUGCAAUUUUGAUUGUCUUUGAAAAAUUCACUUGUGCCUGUUUUUUUUUCCAAAUUGCACUCGAAACCAUACUAUUAUGCACCAAUCAAUGUUAUGCCCGACCCUAGGGACGGCGGGCAAACCCAGGGGCAUUUGACAUUUUCAAUAUUUUUGUGUCAAUAGGCCCCGCUGUGAAGCAGCACUUUUGGUCAAUCGUAGUCAAAUGCCCCUCACCCCUGAGUUAGAAGAAAACUACAAAGAUGUUAUAAUCUGCUCAAACAAUUUAUUUAUAUUUAUAUAAUAUAGCAUUUGUAAAUUCUGAACGCUAUAAAUUGGCUAUUAAAGAGCCGUUCCCGUCGCUCUUGGAUUCAAUUGUAAUCAUCAUUUUCUCCUUUCUUAUUAUUUAUUUCCUAGUCUGUUAAAUUAUGUACUAAAAAGACAAACGUUAACAAGAUUUUAUUUUAAAAAGCUGCAAAUAAAGUGAUAUUAUUCAUGAAUUCACCUUGUGAUUUUCCUGAAACAUGCCAUGAUGUCGGCUUCGCUUGCGAAAAUGAUAGGAGACUGGUAACAAGAAUGUCAAAACGCCCGACCUUUUUAAACUACCCCCGCCUCGUAAGCUUAUGUUUAUAAUUCAUCUCCCUAUUCUAUUAAGGUGGAUCCCACCAGUAGUCCAGUUUAAACAUUUAUUUAGAUCAGACAUCAUCCUCGCGACUCGCGCGUGGAAUCUUUGUGGCCUGGUAAAAAUCUUGAAACAAGCCGCGGGAAGUCGUUUUUGUAUUUUUAUCUACAAAGAAAAUGCCGGUUUUUUAUUAUAAUCCUAAACUUUUCAAAAUUCAAACAGUACAUACGUAUGUUGUUAAGGUUACAGAACACCUUUGAGUGUUAAUUUUGCCUAAAAUUGUUUUAUUGGUUUCCAUGAAAGCAUUAGACUAGUUCUACUAUCUGACCAAGUUUGGACGAAAAAUGUUGAAAACUCGCAGAGUUAUUUUAAUAAUAAAAUACAUUUCGCUUGCAAUAAGAAAAACAUUGAAAAUGUAUUUUUCUGUGUUGGUGUUGUGUACUCAGGUGAAUAAUAUGUUUGUGAUGUUACUCUGAGUGCAUAUGGAUAUGCACUCAGAGUAACAUCACAAACAUAUUGAAAAUGUAAUAUUCAAAUUCAAUUUUCUCCCGAAGAAUUUUACGGCAAUUACUGAUUUUUAAAGGAGUUGUGCUCCUGCGGGUUUCACAGGACAUAGCUAAAGACGUCAGUUUCAAAAUUGUGUUCGGCUUUGUUCUAAUUUUGGAUAUUUUAAUAAUAAGGAGCAAUUCACACAAACGAUUCAGAAAUAUAUUGCAGUCGUCAAAGAAAUCGCCAUAUCAGGGGAAUGACGAAAUAAACAAAAAUUUCCGAACACGAUUUUUUAGAACAACUAUUUUACUGUAUAAAAAUGAUAUUUUCAUAAAUAUAUCUUAAAACCAGCAGGAACAUAACUCAAAAGCGUAAAGGUACCGCGACUUAAGAUUUUCAUGAAUAAUUCUUACAUUAUGUUAUUGACUUGUUUGUCAAUUUUACAACUUCAUCAUAUUUUGCAUGCACUGGCUAACAUUUGGUGAAAAUUUGAUGAAAAUCGGACUGAUUUUGAGCGCGCAGUAGCGAUUUUCCACAAAACGCCAAAAAGGGUGUCCUGUAACCUUAAUUAGUUUUUACAGUACAGUAUUAGUACAGAGAAAUAUCGGACUGAGGUUUUUUUUGUACAGACCUUUGUACAAAAAGUCUGAGGUCCGAUUUUUCUCUGUACAUACCAAGCAAGCGAGGUUAAUAAAACGUUUAUUAUAUGGCAUUUAUAGGCAUUUAUACUUGAAACAAACAAGAAAUGCAAGAUUUGAAAUGCAUAUUAGUAGCGUCGUACACAUUUGGUGGAAGAAAACAAAAAAUACCAAUGUAUUCCUUCUUUUCCACUAAAAACCAUUCGCAGAUAUCUUAUUAAUAACAAAUUAAAUUAUAAUUUUCAAAUUUUCAAUUUGUUUUGCUGUUUUGUUUUAAAAUGCAUGCGUUUGUUUUUACGUAAUGGACCGCCGGUACGAAUGUGCUUCUCAGCCAAUGCAAAGGUACAGUAGAAAUGCUCGAAUCAAUAAUUGACUAUAGACAAGAUACAUUACUAUUCUUAAAAUCCAAAUUGAAUGUCCCAAUGACCCCCUUUAGAUCUCUCAAUCAUUAAAAAAUUUGGUUUGACACCAACAAGCCGCUCUAUAGCUCGCGGUGAUGAGACACUGUUUAAAUCCUUAAGAAACCAAGUCAGUCCAGAACGCAAGUCGUGCCGAGAAAAAUUUUAUUCAUCGAAGGUUGAAUAUUUAAAAACCUGUUCACGGGCGGAGUGGUGGAAAAAAAGCCAAAAAAAGUCUACAGACCCAAUCUCUCUCUUACGGAACUUGGAUUGUGGAUCCGAAAACAAUUCAACUGAAUUGGAAGACCUGGCCAAUAUGAUCAAUAAAAUUGUAAAUAUAAGCGUAAUUCAGCCUAUUGCAUGGCUGCAAUGUUUAUAUGAAAUAAACCAUCUAUCUACCGGUAUAUAUAUGUAGUAUUUAAAACACGAGAAGGAGUGUUUUAUCAUAUUUAAAACGCGAGGCGCAGCCGAGCGUUUUAGAUAUGAUAAAACGUGAGUUCGAGUGUUUUUAAUAGCUUAAAAUACGACUACAAAAGAACACUAAUUAGGAUGAACAAUUAUAUAAUCAUACUAAUUAGGAUGAAGAAUUAUAUAAAGAAUACUAAUGAAGAUGAGUUUUAUCAGAUAUAAAGUCACUCCACGUGACAUAUUAUGGCUGACAUGAUUUGCCACAAGGUUUAUGAAUUUUUAAUGAGUAUUUUAAAUAUAUUUAUUAUAUAAACAUAAGUGUUAUAUAGAGUUUUUGGCCACUGAGAAAAAUCGUAUUUAAACGCACGUAAAAAAUACGAUAUUUUUAUGUGUGAAAAUAUCAUUUGUUGUAAAACGCAUUGCCACGGACGUUUUAUUGUUUUUCACUGAAUUUUGCUUAUAUAAUAAACAGAAAAAUACAUGGGUGCUUGGAAAUACCAGAUUGAUUUCUCGUAUUGAACAUGAUAUCUCACUCGUUCGCUGCGCUCACUCGUGAGGUAUCAUGUUCAACACUCGAAAUAAAUCUGGUAUUUCCGCGCACCCAUGUAUUCUCUAUAUAUUUACUAGUUACAGUACCACAAAAGAAAGUUAUUUGCAUUAUUGUUUUCUCGCCAUGCAUGAAAUAUUGCAUUUUAUCCACUAUUUCAAUAGCUUGCAGUCAAUGAAACAAAUUUUGUAAUUAUAUUAUAUGCAUAUUUUAGCCAUUUGUCGUGAUAGUAUCAUAUCGUCGAUCAAGAACAUCAGUGGAAGAAUAUGGUGGAAAUGAAGACUUUGCAUGGAAGUUUGACUCGUCAGCCAUUGUAAUAAAGGUAGAAAAUUAUUGCUUGCUUUGAACUGCAAUUUGAUAUAAACAAGUCGUACUGUAUGCAUAGUAGAUAAAUAUAAUACUAUUUAAUAAUGAAUGUUUAUGAGUGCAAUGGAAAACUUUUCAUGAGGUGAAAGGUGAAAUUUUCCAACACGAAAAUAAAUCAAUGUUAUCGAUUUUUAUUGAAUUAAAUACAAAACAAAUAUUUACCUGCGUGUACCCAUGCACACCUCACAUGUUACUCUUAUUUUAAUGAGCAAGGACUUGUGUGACCUUUGUUGUCUUGAAUAGUGCUUCAAGUCUGUAUAAAUUAGUAUCCUUCAAUUUCCUAGACAUCAAAUGGAAGACUGAUUUUUUAUGAAUUACAACUUUCCAAGGGAGACUCAGGACAGCUAUAUGUUCUAAAAACCAGAGGUAUUACUACUUAAGAAGUAUUUUAAUAUAGUAUUGAUUCGUGCCUACACAUUCACUUGUCAUUGGCAAGUACGCACAAAUCUUGAAAACAAAAUAUCUCUACACUCUGUUGCAUAAUAUCUAUAGGGUUAUUCAAACGGGUUAUUUGCUUUAUUCCUUCGCAAAAGUUUGGGAAAGUUCAAAACUACCUUCGUUAUAACAACGAAAAACUCCAGUACCUGUUGGUUGGAAGUUUUAACUCCCAACAAGCAGAGAUUUGGUUUGUGGAGUGCUACAUGUUGAUAUGCUGGAGGAGGUCGGUACGUUCUACCAAGGUGGCUGUAUGAAUCAUGGUUGCGGUUAAUGGCAUUUGCGUUGAUGCACAGAGCAAAACCUCCGCCAAAUAUUGCUCUAUAUAGCGAUGGACACACCAGAUUGCUACCUUAUUUCCAUGAUUAUCAAUUGGUUGUCUUUAUUUGGAAGGGAGAAUAUGGAUGAAGCUUCGGACAAUAAAUCCGAAGAAACAUUUUUUAUAUGUGGACACUCGCAAGAAAAAAUAUGAUAUUUUAAAUUCAGUAGAACCAGGAAGAAUUAUUUGAAUUGGUACAUCUUAUGAGCUUGAAAAGCAAGAGAGCGUAAACAGUUCUAAAAAUCCAUAUAGCGAUGGUAAGGAGAAAAUUGCCAGGAAAAAUAAAUCACUGAACUAAAAAAUAUAAUGUCCUGAACGUCAGAAGCUCCUAAACAUCACAUGCAUUGCAGGCUUCAAUUAACAAAAAAUCUGAAUGAUAAAAGAGGAAACGUAGAGUCGCAUGUACGAUUGCUGCCAUGUAGUUGCAUUUUUGGAAAAUGUUUCCAGUUCCAUCGACGAAAAAGAAUGAAAUGGUUUCAAAUGGUUUCCAGCUCUGGUCGGUAUAGCCACCGUAGGUUGGUUGUAAUGAUUAGAGCUGGAUAUACAUACUUGAAAAAUACAAAGAGAACUUCGACAGUCGGAAAAGACAUGUGCUUACGUGUGCUUACAUGGACAUGCUAGUUAAUAUAUAAGCGAUCAAAUAAACCAGUCAGAUGGAUUUAGUCAACCAGAAAUGUAAAUCACAUUGCAGAAGAUAUUAAUAUUGAAGCUAGGUGAUAAAGACAUAAUUACAGUACUGUAGAACGAGUAUAUGAAAACGAGCUAUAGUAUGAUGUGUGGUGAAGAUUAAGAGUAUUGUCAGACAUGUCAGACAGGUAAAUAGCUAUUGGAUUCUUGCAAAGUGACGUCACAACACGUAUUUGUUGACUUCCGCCAUUUUGGAUGGCAACUUAAAAAUAGUUCAUUAAAAGCAAAACUGUGGUACUAACUGCGGUUGUUGCUUUUGUUUGAGCAUUUUGAAGAGUUAUAAUAGUCCACAUGCAGCUUUGUAGUAACCGGUUGAAUAAAAUAUCUUUGCCACCCAAAAUGGCGGAUUAUUUUUUAUGGUACUGCAGACCUUAAUAUAGGAAAGUGUGUAGAUAGUACCAAGUUUAGAAACGAGACGCAUUUCGUGUCUUUUGCGGUUAUAGUUGCUACCAGAAAUGGGGUAGAUGGCUUCAAUUUUCAUAUCCGAAACACUGUGGUUGCCAAUGAUAACACGACGAUAUUCACGAAAUGUUGCCCUCAGAAGUCUUUCCCCAAUAUAGAGCAUGUCACAUCUGCUGCACAAGAUAAGAUAAAGUAUAUAAGAUGGGAAGAGGUGCACGUAAAACGGUGCUUGACAUUAUACUUAGAUUUAGGUGCCGAGAUUGUAGAAGAAUCAAUAAAGUCACAGGUUUCACAUCGACACAAGGAAACAUGCCACAAAUGAUGACAAAUCCUAUGGUAUGAUUACCACCGAAGACAUUGGUUGAACAUUCAAAUGUGGACCCAUAUCUUUGGUUAGGUAACCACCAAAGUUAUUGGUUCCAUUUUUGAUCAAGAUCACUAUCGCUCCAACAAACGUCUACAAAUAUCCGCCACACUUUCCAUGAACAUUUUCUGCUCUUCAAUUAUCCUGUGAAGCUAGAUAACAAAUUUCGUCAAUUUUUUGAAGCUAGAUAACAAAUGGAUUCCUUGAAACCUGAAAUAUUGGUCUGUUGAAUGAAAGGAAAUUCAGUUUUUGUUAAUAAAUAAUAAUUGAUAAAAAUUGGUAAAAAAUUGCGAUCGAUAAUUUUAUUUUGCCAUUUAGCAAAUAUGUGCUAGUAAAUUUUAGUUUCUCUAGCAUAUAGUAUUAAAUCUAUAGACAACUUUAUGUAUAGUUACUUCCUAUAGAAACUAUUGAGAUGAUCAAAUGUCAUGUGCGUUUAUACCUACUUCUGGGCGCUCUUUCUCCCCCCCCCCCCCUUUCAUUCUAUUGUUCGUCAGAUAUACACAUAUCACCAACACCGCGGAAAAACGUCUGCGCAUGCGUCAACCUUACCUGUAAUAGUAUUGCGAACCUGAUGAGAAGAACACCGCGGAAAAACGUCUGCGCAUGCACCAAAUUAUGAAAAUAUGGCGGGGAAUUUGAAUAUCAAUUUCUAAAACAAAAACAUGCUUAUUAAUUGGUCAAAAAUUAGUAAAACAAACGAGAAAAUAUAGCAAAUGGGUAGACUAGACAUUAAUUGAAAGCGUCCUGGCAUUUAAAGUAUGGAAUGAAACAUAAUUCAUGUAAAACAAUGUUGAUUUUAACGGACACGACUUCGAAAAUUUUUGCAAAAUUAUUCAAAACAAAAAUUCAAACUAAAAAGUUAAGAAAACUCUCGAAAAGUUAAGCUUCUUAACCCACUCAAAUUGUAGAAUAAAUCCUAAAGUUUAAUUAUUGUGAACACGAAAAUUUUUUAUAUUUGGCGACACAGUUUUUUUAAAGAAAUGUAUCUCAAACGAAAAUUCGGAAAUUGUCAUUGCUUAGUUGAUAAACAAAAUGUUUCAGACGAUAAAUUUGUCAACAAUCACCUUUAGUUCAUGUUCUUGUACAAUACAAUUUCUUGAACCUUCUGGCUGUAUUUAUUUCUAGAUUUUAGAAUGACAUGUUUAUUUUUGCGCUUGAAAUCUGGCUGUAAAGACGCACAAUGAAGUCACUCCUCUUUACCGCCAUUUUGAGCCUUCGGAAACGUUCGGAACAGCUUCUCAUCAAGUUCACAAUACGAUUACAGGUAAGGGUGACGCAUGCGCAGACGUUUUUCCGCGGUGUUGAUGAGAAGCUGUUCCGAACGUUUCCGAUAGUGAUGGGCGAUACCAGGAUUUUUAAUUCGAUACCGAUACCGAUACUUUUAAGAUCGGUAUCGGCCGAUACCGAUACCUAUUUCGAUACCAAAAUGAACACAAAAUUUCAAUUUUCGAUACCGGAAGUGAGUAUUUAAAUUUCUAGUAUCGGCUACACGGGUAAAAAUUGAUCAGGUUGUUCGGCGUUGUUCAAAACAGGUACAGAACGUUGUUCAAAACAGGUACUUUAGAUACCUGCCGGUCAGCGGAAAAACAUUUUACAUUACUGUAUGUAACCUAAAUAAAGCUAUAAGUAAACCAAAAGCCCGAAACGUAAUAAAUAUUUUCUAACAUGACUUGACGCACCACAUUUGGAAUAUUAAGAGUUACUUUAGUGGUUUAUUAAGUCUUAUUCAACCAAGAAGUGAAAUUAAACAUGUCGUUUAAAAAAGGGUGCAAGUAUCGAACGAUACCACGUCAGUAAUCGAUACCGAUACCGCUGUUUGUGGUAUCGCUGGUAUCGAAUACCGAGUACUCGGUAUCGCCCAUCACUAGUUUCCGAAGGCUCAAAAUGGCGGUAAAAAGGAGUGACUUCAUUGUGCGUCUUUACAGCCAGAUUUCAAGCCCAAAAAUAAACAUGUCAUUCUAAAAACUAGAAAUAAAUACAGCCAGAAGGUUCAAGAAAUUGUAUUGUACAAGAACAUGAACUAAAGGUGAUUGUUGACAAAUUUAUCGUCUGAAACAUUUUGUUUAUCAACUAAGCAAUGACAAUUUCCGAAUUUUCGUUUGAGAUACAUUUCUUUAAAAAAAACUGUGUCGCCAAAUAUAAAAAAUUUGCGUGUUCACAAUAAUUAAACUUUAGGAUUUAUUCUACAAUUUGAGUGGGUUAAGAAGCUUAACUUUUCGAGAGUUUUCUUAACUUUUUAGUUUGAAUUUUUGUUUUGAAUACUUUUGCAAAAAUUUUCGAAGUCGUGUCCGUUAAAAUCAACAUUUUUUUACAUGAAUUAUAUUUCAUUCCAUACUUUAAAUGCCAGGACGCUUUCAAUUAAUGUCUAGUCUACCCAUUUUCUAUAUUUUCUCGUUUGUUUUACUAAUUUUUGACCAAUUAAUAAGCAUGUUUUUGUUUUAGAAAUUGAUAUUCAAAUUCCCCGCCAUAUUUUCAUAAUUUGGUGCAUGCGCAGACGUUUUUCCGCGGUGUUCAUAUCACCAGAUUUAAAAAGUUAAUUAUUGUGCACGAUAGAGACUGUUCUGUAAAUCUACACGCUCCCCAGACUUUGUAAGUGAAAUUAUAUUUCUCAAUUGUCGCUACAAAACUCUCUAAAGCCAAAAUCCUGCUCUUAUUUUGCGAGAUUGAGAGCAUAAUUCGAGCUUAUACUAAUUGGUGACGGUACGUUUGUGCUGCAGAAAUGUUGGAAAUCCUAACCACAAAAUAUCGUACGAUGUUCCAGCAAUACUAUUGGCUGAAAUAACUACUCUGUCCAUCCUUGGUGGAGUUUCCAGGUUAGAAUAAUAUAUACCUGUCUGUUGGUGGCCGGAAAUUAUCAGAUACAUUGAAACCCAUUCACUCUAAUCCAUUCCCAGCCGAUAGCUUUAAAUGCAUCACAAAACAUAUAUUCAGAUUAAAAGAAUCGUUUGCUCCCAAGAUGUGAGUUCUCAAUUAACAUGAAUACACGACAUGCGGUGAUAUUUUGAUUUUAUUUCAAAGCUAUAGUAAUUACACGGAGACAUUACAAAAUGGACUAGUAUUUAUAAAUCGCUUAAGAAACGAUAACAUUAAAGAGAAUUAUUAAUAGAAAGCAUAUCGUGAAUUCUUGUUGAUAACUUUUUUUCGUAGUAUGUUUUGUAUUGUAUACCAUUAACUCAUCUUCUGUUUUUUUUUCCUGAGACCAUUAAAUGUUUCCGUAUUCCAUAUAAGUUUCCUCUCAUGAACUUUUUCAUUCAUCAUUGUCGCGAAAAACAUUAACUAAUAUAGUACAAAGUCUUUUGUUAAUUUUCUUUCCACUUUCAUUUUUCUCCCAAGUUUGUCAAUCAAACGAAAUGAAAUAUUUGUAGCAAGUAAACUGGGAGUUUUACAUCGUGUUCAGUGGAAUGGAACAGUGGAUAAAGAUCUUUCUCUCCCAGUCUCGUCUAUUCCUUUUUCACUUGACCUGGAAACACCGAUUGGUAAGUGGAAACGUUGAUAUAAUAUUCUGCUACUGAUGCAGUUUUUAUCCCGCCUCCUCAGCUGGCUCUUGUUUUGGCACAUAUCAGUGAUGCAUGUAGAUCAGUGGUUCGGUUAUGUGGGCAAUGUCUAGUAAAGGCGCGCAUAUAAAUUAACUCUUAAAUAAAUUAACUGUUUAAGAUGAGGCAGGUUUAUAAGCAUGAGAACUGGUGGGUGAUUGGGAUAGUCAAUAAAUUCCGCGCAUGAUGUUCCCAUUGGCGAAUAAGUAUUUUCUGAAAGUCUCUGAAAGAUUAAUAAAGCAAACUAGCAUGGAUACCAAGAAAAUGUUUGAAAAGUACAAGUAAUUGUCGCUCAUUGCGUCAUAUUCUUCCUCCUUCACGUGACAAAUAUUUGGUUGCCAAUUUCUAUUUGUGAUAUUUUCUUUCCCUUUUCAUCAUUUUCUACUGCAUGUUUAUUCCAUGAUUUACUGUUUACAUGCGAAAGUACAUGCAUGUUCUUUGAUGUCAUUUUCAAGAGUCAGCCCAAUAUCUCAAGUCGUCAGAAAGUAAUAUUCGAGACAUGCAGUACAGUGCUUUACUUGGAGGGUUUGCUAUUGUGUUGGAAAAUGGACGUGGUGGUUUCCUGUCUGCUUCUACGUCCAAGUUUGAGCCGCAGGUAUAAGUUCUGUCUUAUAUUAAUAUAUAUAUAGUAAGCUAUUUACCUGUUUGAUUCGGGGGGAGGGGGUUUCUUUUUAUUAUAUAAAACAACUAGAUAAGAUUUUGCCGUUGUCUGUUCAGUUAUAGAUACACAGUAUGACGUCAUAAUGUUGGAAGAACAAAAAAACUGUCCCACUCCUUCGUGAGCCACUUUUCGCUCUUCCCACAUUAUGACGUCAUACUGUGUAUCUAUAACUCAACAGACAACGGCAAAAUCUUAUCUAUUUGUCAAACAAGAACUUGUGGUUAGAGCUUGAUAACUGGACUCUGUACGACUCAAUUCAUUACGGCCCGUUGACACGGGCGAUUUUUGCUGCAAUUUUAGUUUCGAUUUUCUCCUUUUGGAGGAUGUGAAGGAGUGGAUGAAUUAUAAAUGUUCCAGGUUAUGAAAUCAGAAAUCCCAUAACAACAUUAUUAAGUAAUCUACUCCUUCAUAUCCUCGAAUAGGAGAAAAUUACAACCAAAAUCGCAGCAAAAAUCGCCUGUGUAAACGGGCUUUUAGAGCGCUGCACCAGAAUCGCAGGGCUGCAGGUUCGAUUCCAGCAGAGGGCCAAUACUUGCAUUUUUCGCUAUUGCUGCUGGUUUAGGUCUAAAAUUAUGUAUAAUCUUUUUUCAGCUACAAAACCCUUCAACUGUUAAGAUAGUACUAGUCGAUUUCAGUCAAUACAAGAGUUAUAUAGUUUUGUCAGAAAUACGAAACUUACAUAGGUGUUUGUUAAUAAUAAUUUCGUGCAACUCUAUUGAGGAUGUUUUCGAGAGCCUCUUGAACAAGGAAACAAACAGAUCACUGACUAUUAAGCAAUAUAAUUAUACACUGGGGAAAUCCAUACUACGAAAUUUGCAAUUGCACCACUAAAUCCAUAGUAUAUCCAUACUAUUUCCAUACUACAUCCACACUAUGGAAAUAUACAAUUACUAUGGAUAAUCAAAAUCCAUUCUAUUUCCAACGAAGGUCCAUACAAUUUCCAUUCUAUUUUUUCCAGUGAUAUAAACAACAUAAGAAAUUGUCUGCACAAAUUGAUGUGUAGUUUGCCUCGUGUGUUGUUUGUAAAUUUAGCAAUGCCGAUAGUAGAGUAUUGCACUCAGAUAUUUUGUUUUUAUUUCCAGGAUGUUCUUGCCAUUUGGGCUCGAGACUUGACGCACGCCACAUGUGUUAAAGUUAACCAUAAGUUUCGUAUUAUUGCCUAUGGCUGUACUCAGUAAGUGCUUCAUUAAAUCAUGAAAAUAUGUAGAGGUUAUAGUAGUAUGUAGUAUAGUUGAGAGUAUUGCUUAUUGGCCUCUGCAGUACUGUACACUCUCUAAAUACUCUGGUUAAACUUUUCCUGGUUAUUAACCUAGAAAUACCUCCUUUUCAUUUUAACGUUUAUCCUGAUAUAUAGUCUGGUUAAUUUGACCAUGCAUGUCUUUCUGGUCAAAUAAAGCUAGAUUCCUGGUUAGACUAACCAGACUUGCAUGUGGUAGGAAGUGAUAUAAUAACCAGUAAAUUUAACCAGGAAUAUUAAAUUAACCCAAAUAAUAUUCUAGGUUAAUCAGGACAUCUUAAUCAGCAAAUUUAGCCUAAAUCAUCAUCAUCUGUUUAUCUCGUCGAAUAUGUGACAUGGAUAUUCCGAGUUCAGUGUAUAAUAAUUAUACUUCAAACACUCAUUAAUAAUUGAUAAGCUUAUUGGCAAAUCAUUUCAACCAUAAUAUGUCACGUGCAGUGGCUUUAAACCUGAUAAAACACUCCUAAUUAGUAUACUUUAUAUAAAGAAUACUGAUAAGGCAGUAUCUAAUAUAGUUGUGUGCUCAUUAGUAUUCUUUAUAUGAAGAAUACUAAUAAGGCAGUAUAUCCAUUGAAUUUGUAGUCGUGUUUGAAGCCGUUUAAUUAAUAAACUCGCAGGACGUGUUUUAUUAGGUCUAAAGCCACUCGCGCUGCGCGCUCGUGGCUUUCAACCUAACAAGACGCCCGCUCGGCGUUAACCUCGGGUCGGUGGAUAGGGCAUCGUCUGGUAAAUAUGCAAAAAUCGUGUAAAUCACGAUAGUUUAAUAGUUCGCUAGUAUAAAUGUUGAAUCAGUCAAUCAAAGCUCCGUUUUAACAUUUUAUUGAUAAUAGUUAAAUACAGGAACAAUUUAGAGAAUUUACUGACGCAAUUAUUUAACUGUAUUUAUUCAUUAUUUGGGAUAUUUUGUGGACGAGUGAAUGAUAUACAUAGCUACUUCACUACUUCAUCUUGUAUUUAGUAACACUAACAGACAAUAUUAUCAGUCUAUUCGUUGAUUGCACAUAGCAGAACGACAGUCACUUCAGAUAUUUUUAAAAUAUAUCAAAGUACCGAAAAUAUAAUUAGGUGCAUAUAACUGAUCCAUCAUUAGUAAUAGUUGUACCACAGUCGAAGAAUGUAAUGAGUGGACAGUUGGAAAAAUUGUUGUCUACCAGUUACAGUAAGAACCAUCCAUAAAAUGCUUAGCAGUAUCAAACAAGUGAAAAUUGGCCGCGGUAUUCCCAUGCUAUGCAUACGAAGUAUUGCACAUUAUGUCAACAUAUACUCGACAAUAGUUAUCCAGCUAAACAUGUAUGUCAAAAUUAUCACAUCUUCUGGUUUUAAAUCAACAAUUUUGACGGAUUUUGUGCAAGAACAGCUUCGGGUUCCGUUUCGCUUUGGCCGAUGCUUGAAAUUUCCCGGAAUUACAUACACUUAUUUACCGGAAGUUGUCGUCUCCUCCGCAAGCUCUUCGACUACGCGCGCGGCUCGACACAAAAUGGAGAAAAAAAAUAGGAGCCGAAUUUAUGACGUCGGUGUCGUACCGACCCGAGGUAACAAAACACUCCUGCUCGUUUAUUAAACAGUACUUAAUUAUCAUAUUUCUGAGUGCCUCAAUCGGGUAUUCCCAGUGAAAUGAAUAUAACUUGAACGCUACCUGUAAUAGGAAAUUUAGAGUUCCCUCCCUGAACUGGCCUCGCGGAUCUUGACCCAGACUUGGCUUCAAGAAAAAGAUAUAGUCAGUUUUUCUGAAGGUAGCGUUCCAGUUAUAUUCAUUUCACUGAGUAUUCCAUUGCUUCAGUGGUAACAAAGCCUUACUGUAUGUUCGAUACUCGGUUGGGAUAAUCCGAAAAGAGGGAAAAAGAAAGGGGAGCGGGACGUGAAAGGUCUCCCCAAGCUACACUAAGUGGGUUGAAUUUGAGAGCAAACAGCUCAGGUAAUUGAUUACUCCCUCACUUUAUGGGCCCUUAGCAGCCCCACGGCAGGCUGCCGGAUAUUCUGUUACUGUAUAUGUCAUUAUUAUAGGUCGUCAUGCAAUCCGAAAUAUGGGAAUCACAAUUAAAUUCUUUUCACUAAAACCAUAUUAGGACUGCAGUGAGAAGGUUUAAUCUCCCAGUAUUUAUCGGACGAGGGGCUUGUAUUAAUACAAUGUAUUUGAUAUAUUUUAGUGGUGGCUGUAUGUUGUACUCGUUUGAUGAGGUAACUGGAGCUUUGCAGUUUUCACACAAGAUUGAACUACAGACCAAACAUUUGCUGAGUAUCCUUUUUGUAUUUUCCCCUGAUUUUUAUAGCACCAAUUACAUGUAAAUUAUUCCACUAUGGUCCAUGUAUGGUAUAGCUUUGAAACUACUGUGCUAUAAAUGUUUAGUUUUGUAAAGUACACCAUGUUUUUUAUUUGUCAAAGCUUUCGAUCUGCAAGCCCGUUGAAGAUUGUUGCUUUCAGCAUGGCCGGGGAGCAAGCGCAACUGCCCCGAGAAAAUUUAACUUACUAAUUUUAUAAUAAAUAAUUUUGUGUUUUUAAUUUAAAUCAAGGAUCACACAAAAGGUUUUUGAUAAUAUUUUAAAAAAAAUUUGUUUUUUUAAAAUAAAAAAAUUUUGCUAAAAUAAAAAUAUUAUCAAAAACCUCAAUUUUAUAAUGUUAUUAUAAAUUAUGAACUAAGCUAAAUGGCGCUUCUAAUCUUGCGAGUCAGAAUGUAUGAUUCUGUAUGGGUGGCCAUAAUUAUGCAUCUAACUGAUAUCACUUUGAAUGCAUUGAAAUUUGGGUACUUAUUUCAGUAUAUAGGAAUUACUGCCCCCUGGUGAAAAAUUCCUGCGUACGGCCCUGGCUUUCAGUACUGACUUUUCCCUAACUUGAUAAAAGAUUCCAGCAAUCCAGUGGAUACUGUAGAAACUCUGUGUUUUAGUCCUGAUGGUCAUGUCUUAGCCGUAUCCUGGCUUGGAGGUGGUCUGGCUGUUUGGAGUGUUUUUGGUUCUCUUCUUUUCUGUACACUGGAUUCCACGUUUCAUGGGUAAAGCAAUGUAUCUUACUUGCUUUUGGUUACAUGUCACGGUAGAUUAAGCUCCUUGUAGCUCUGUGUGGCGAAUAAUUAUUGACUAUACGAAUAAUUACUUCCUGCUGCCCUCCCCGCUCGGGAGAUUCGGCGAAAUAUUACCCGACGUGAUGAUGAUACUACUGAGUCGAAGCUCGCUCCCUCCAGGUCUAUAAAAAUAGGACUGAUGAAGAAACAGGCUUAUCGAUGAAAAACUCUGUAAAUAAUAAAUGUACGUGGUGUUUCCGCAAACCAAAACUGAUAUUACACCAGAUUACCAUACGUUUUGUCUCGUGUUUUUGAGUCAAAGUUUUUGCAUUGAGUACUCCUUUUCCUAUUUUACUUCGUAUUUUACCAAGAAGACGUUCUACAGUCUGCCUGAAUAUUUGAUAUGUCAAUCAUUGUUUGUAUUAAUAUUCGAAUGCUAUUUUUUAUUAGGUCACAAAGCGAUGUUUUCUGUAGUAAACCAUGGCAUGUCAGUGCAAUGGUAAGUUAUCAUUCAGGGACAUUUGUGUGCAAAUUGGAAUGUCUUCAGACGUCAUUCUAAACUUAUCUAUGUAUUAUGCAUUAUAUAUCAUGAAAUGACCUAAAUAUUCUCUCACUUUAGGAAUGGGGUGUUGAAGGUUACAACUUGUUAUUGGCAAUAGAGAAACCUACAGAAGAUGGAUGGAGCGGGACUGGUUUGUACAAAGAUUCUUAGAAUGUUAAUCAUGAAAACCUGAUUGGUUAUUAUUAAAGCAAUUUUGCAUUAUACGAUAAGAUUUGAGAUACUUUAUUAUAGUUCCCUAAAAAGGGCUCUUCCGCACAAUUAAUAAAUACAAUAUACUAUCUAAUUAAAAACAAUUAACGCAAUGAGUUCUUUCUGAGUUGUCGAAGUCUUAAAAAAUCAUUAUCACGAGGCAAACCAACAGCAUAAAUUGAAAUUUUCAACGGAAUCAACGCCGAAUAACAAGGCCAGAAUAUGUUGGCAAGGGAAUUCCCAGCCUCAAGAGUCUUCACUAGUGUGCAUGUACUAGACUAUACAUUAUAUGUAGUGGAGAAGACGGUGGGUUGGGAGGCACUGUAUGGAUACAUCCACAUACCAACACCUUUGGAUGAAUGCUUACUGUCCGUUGUUUAGAGUGUGUUAGUUACCAGUUCGUUUUGUUUUUUCCCAGGUGAAAUUGUGCAUAUCCCAUUUGUUAAGAGCGUGUUGACCGCUAACCCUUGCGUUGUGAGUAAAAGUUUAUAUACGGUAUUAAGUGAUGUUAUACCAAUGCCUUUUGUUUUCUUUUUUUUUCUUAAAUAGACUAGGUUUGAAUUUCAAACAUGUUACUCUGGUUCGAGUUAAUGAAUGCAACCCCCGGACAAAUUGCAUUCACGACCUCGUGUCUUCAUCAACGGUUAUCUAUAAGGCAUAGAUAAUCCAGAAGUGUCUUUUAGAUUGCCCACUCUCCUCCGCAGAGGCUUUGUAGUUUGUUUUCUUUUUUCUAUGAGUUUGUUUUCUUUCUCUAUGAGUUUGUUUUCUUUCUAUAAGUUUGACUUGCGGGCAGUAGUGGGCUAGACAGAGAAGUGGGCGCGCGGGGUUAAAAAGGGGUAUAUAUAUAUAUAUAUAUAUAUAUAUAUAUAUACUGUCAUAAACUUGCGGGAUGAACCCAACAAUUGAGAAGGGACUCUUGGAUCUGACGUCAUCCUUACUCAGGGCAAGAUUAUUCAGAUUUAUGUCCAUGCAUGCAUGCAUGCACGCUUUCAACAAACUCCUUUGGAAUGUGGAAACCUCUGUGGUGGAAACAUUGAGUCGCGAAUCAAAUUUUAUUUCGGGGAUUAUAUUAACUUAAACCAGAGUAUAGAGAAACAUCUCUGCAUGAUUAUACCCGCGGGUUGCCGUGAACUUUAAAAAAAAACUUCAGUUAGUUUGAAUUUGUUCAAUGUGUAUGUUCAAUUCUUUUCUAUUUAGGCCAAUCAUCAUCACUUGGUUCUUCAGGGUGAAACAUGUCUGUAUUUAAGUACAGCAGAUGUCAUAUCUGACACUCGGACGCAUCUGAAUGAUGCAUUUGGUAUUGAAGGAGCAGGUUUUGACUGUCAAGAUGGCGCUAGCUCGCCAUCAAGUACUAAACAUUGGCAGAUCGUGCAGGUAGAGUUGCAUGUUUUGCACUUGCCUCACAUUAGUUGUUUGAGGAAAUACUUUCCAGGGAUCGGUUGAGAGACGUGGUUAGCAUAGAUCGAGGACAGGGAUUUACUUAGGUUGGUACCUUAAUUCAUGCACUGACCUUGAAAAACCCACGUAUCCAAGUUUGACCUAAGCAUGCAUCUAUCGUAACUGAUAUGACUUUGGAUGCAAUCAUUUGAGUACUUAUUGUGGCAUAAUGCUCCCUCCUUCUGAACCUGCGUACGGGCCCUGGUUUGGUUGGGUCUCUCCCGCGCAUGCUUCGAGGUCCUCCGGUUUUUCUCUCUAACUAAAAACUAACCGUUAGGUGGUAAACGUAAAAUAACUAACAAACCAACCCUCGGAGACAUUUCUGUCCAUUUCAAGAGUGGCAAAAACAUUGAAGUAAAACUAACCUCAGACCGAUUAGCGCUAAUCCGGGGCUAAAAUACAACAAAAAUGCAACACACUGUUUUGGUUUCUGGGUUCCAACAUAAAAUUUCUGGGUUCUUAUGUAUAUAUAAUUUCAGUCACCCAGGGAAGGUUCGUAAGGGCCAGGGUAGCCUGAAAACAGACCUACGUUUCGCCCGUCCUAAAAUUCGUGGGUCGACGAAAAGGUUCGCCCUUUCCGUCGACCCGCGAAUUUUAGGGCGGCAGAAACGUCGGUCUGUUUUCAGGCUAGGGCCAGGGCAUCGGUUAGACCGUUGGAAAAGCAAACCAAGGGUCACAAAUUUGGUCUCUCUCUUCAGGCCACUCAUUUUCUGUUUGUCAGGUGAAGAUGUCUGUUUCAUUAUAUAGACAGCCAUGAUUAGUAUAGGUAAUCAUGUGAUGGCGAGUACAAUUAGGGAUUAAUAGUACGAGUGAUGUUUGGAAAUUUUGCCAAAAUUGGACGAGCCGCCGGGGUGAGUCCAAUUUGGCAAAUUUCCAAACAUCACGAGUACUAUUAAUCCCUAAUUGUACGAGCAACAUCGCAUGAUUACUUGUUUAUUAUUAGCAUGACAAAAUUGGAUACUUCUCAAUGUCAACAUCAUAGUCUGACAGGAAAGCCCAGUCCUGUCAGACUAUCAACCAAAAUUUGGUGCUUUUGUUCGUAUUUCCAUUUAGUUCUUUUGUUAAAGCAAAGUUUGGUACUUUUGUUCGUCUUUUCAUCUAGUUCCUCUAGGGCAAUUUCAUUUCACAUUUGUAUUUUGUUAAAAUACCUUUCCGCCAUUUUGUUUGUUUGGGGAAAAUCAAUUAAUGAAAUAAUUGUACUCCUCUCGACCAAUCAGCAUCCAGUAAUUUUGUCAUGCUAAUAAUAAGUGUUAGAAUAGACCUUUCCCCUUUUAAGUGAAAUUUUGAUCUAGACUAGCCUGGACAAAAAUUUCACCACAGCUUGAAAGAGCAUCACAAAAUUAGUAAUAUUCCAAAGUUUCGUUGCGAAAUGUUGUAAAAUGCGGAUAAUAUAGCCUUGCGAAAUUUGCAAUUUUCAGUCAUUUUGUAUUACAAAUGGGAAAUUGAUAAUCAGUUUGAUCAUCUGAUUAUCAAUUUCCCGUUUGUAAUGCAAAAUGACUGAAAAACGGAAAACUUCGCAAGGCUAUAUUAUCCGCAUUUUACAACAUUUCGCAACGAAACUUCGGAAUAUUACUAAUUUUGUGAUGCUCUUUCAAGCUGUGAUGAAAUUUUUGUCCAGACUUGUCUAGAUCAAAAUUUCACUAAAAAGGGGAAAGGUCUAUUGACCAAUCAAAGUAGCUUGCUUAAAAGUAGUAGAAGUAAAAUACUGUACUUCAUUUACUAUUAAACCUCAAAAACGAUUAUCAAAGCAAUUAAAUGUUUUACAUACAGUUUCUCAAAAGUUUAUAUCAGUAAAAACUUUGCAUGAUUUGGUGCAUGAUUUUCACAUCUUUUAACUAUUUUUAUUUAGUAUCCGCAAAUUUACAUCGAAAAGAACUGGCCAGUUAGGGUGAGUAUUACAGUGUAACUCGUUAGGAUUUUGGGCAUCUACACUCGAUACAACUAUAAUGAAGAAGGGUUUUAUAGUAGAUGGAAAUUUCGAGUGUAAAUUUUGUAUAUUUAUUAGAUCCAAGUAGGAACAGUUAUGAGCCCUCUGGUUGCAGCGCUCUAACCAACAGCCUGGCGUUGAGAGCAGACCGCUGCACCAGGAUCCCAGUGCCGUAGGUUCGAUUCCUACCAGAGGGUUUAUACUUGCAUUUUUCGCAACUGCUCCUGGUUGGUUCUAAUAAAUAUAUAAAAUUCACCCUCGAAAUGUUCCAUCUACUAUAGAACCCUUCCACAGUGCAACUCUUUACCUGUUAAUGCGCAUGACACUCCACUUGAACUUUUGCAAAUCACUUCAAUAUUUCCCGAGUUCCCGUUUAAAGCAGGUUACAACGUUAAGUAGAUUGUAUCGUACGAGAAGACAUGGUGAAGUUCGAGUAUGUUUUCUCGUUUUCCAGAGUGUUGCUGUUGACGAGUCUGGGAUGUAUUUCGCAAUUGCAGGUCGCAUGGGAGUUGCUCAUUAUUCUUUGCUCAGUCGAAGAUGGAAAUUAUUUGGCAAUGAAUCACAGGUUAAAAGUUGCUUGAUAAGUAAAGUAUGCUCAACGGAGAGUAUUGAAUCCACAUCUAUGACGUAUUUACUGCUUAGAGACGACGUCAUUUUGUUUUUAUUUUCAAAUUUUUAUGUAAAACAAUUGAUAAUGUAUUGAGUAUGCAUUUCAUAUUUCGAUCUGAGCUUCUCAAUCGAGCACCCCAAUUGAGUAAUUAAAGUGCCGUUAAACCUGAGGCUUCAUUCCUGGCUGGGUUAUUCGGAAAUGUAUUUUUCAGCAAAUAUUUUCGAGUUGAAUUAGUUUCUUUCUCCAUCAAUUUUAGGAGCAAAGUAUCUACUGUCGUGGUGGUUUACUUUGGUGGAAGGAAUUCUUGGUGAUUGCUUGUUACAACAUGCAUUCCAAUAGUGACGAGGUGAGAUGCUUAAGAUUUUUAUUCAUAAUGAAAACUGUAACAAGGUAAUCCACUGAGUUGGUGUAAUGUGCUCAGAUACUCGAACCGACCUGACCGCGUAUAGCUCAGUUGGCAGAGCAUUGGGCUAGUAUUCCAAAGAUCGUAGGUUCGGUUCCCACCGUGGACAGGCAUAUUUUUCAAGCUUGCCCGGUGUGGAUAUACACUCAGAGUAACAUCACAAGCAUCGUAAUCCACUGAUCUACAAAGUCUGGUAUUCUAGGAGCCCUGAGAUCAAAAUAGUCUUGGUAGAGUUCUGAUAUUAUUAUACACGGUACUCGGGCAUUCAAAUAGUAGAAUCACUCCGCAUUGAGACACCAAAUAAUUUGAAAACAAAUCCGACAUUCGUUUGAUAUUUCCUGGUUAUAUCAAUUGAACUUUUGUAUAACAAAUCAGAAACUUAAAGAAAUGUUUUGGAGGGAAGGUGCGGUCAGCCCUCUCCCACUGGUGUAUUCUACUGCAGCAAUUGCGCAAUGACGUAAACACCAUGGCUAAAGCGAUGUGAAUAAAGAAGGCUCAUGUAUACCGUGUUUCCGCUCAUAUAAUAUACAGUAUUCUGUACGAUUCAUCAAAUUGGAUGACAUAUGUUAUCCCUGGAAGAUAAUCUUGAAGGGUCUGUUCCAGUGCAGGUACAGUAGUGGCAAUAAUAAGAAAGUUUCAGAUUGAUAGGGAUGAAACUACCUGCAAAAUACAAGAACUUCAAAUUCCCCUUGUAUUUUUCAGGAUUUGCAUCCCUGUCAACCCGAAGCUUUCUUAUUCCUGAAACAUUGUUUCUAUUUUUCAGAUACGCUUGUAUCCACGGUUUUCGAAUUUGGACAAUGCUUUUGCAAGCGAAAUAAGACUCACGUGUUCACCAUUUCUCAUCAACAUCUUGGAUAAUAUCUUGCUAGUUUACUGUUCUGACUGUAAACUGACAUUUUAUUCCUUGGACAAAGCUGAGGGCGAAUCAGGUUUGUUCUGUUAUUGGUGUUACUGACGACACAGGCAUCGAAUUUAGACGCCGCUCUGGCGGGCGGGCCAGUGGUAUAAAAAGAUAGUUAAAGUUAACUAUACAGUUAAGUUAGUAGUAAAUUAAGUAGUUAAUUUACUACUAAAUUAACUACUGCUUGUUGGUUGCUGUGCCUUUCCUGAAAUCUACGGCCUGUGAGUGGCCAGCUCCCGAGCAUAGUGUCCCGAGCAUAGUGUGAACGGCGUAUUGUCUAGAAAAAAUCUAGUUACUUGUGGGAUCCCCCAAGGUUCAAUUCUUGGGCCACUUCUGUUUCUAAUUUAUAUAAACGAUCUGCCUACAAGUCUUGAACACUCGUCAUCAAGAAUGUUUGCCGACGAUACAACGUUAACUGUAUCUGGUAAAUCUCUUGAUGAUGUAGAAGUUGCCAUCAAUCACGAUCUUUCAAACGUUAAUCAGUGGCUCUGUGUAAAUAAACUAUCUUUAAAUCUCGUUAAAACUGAGUACAUACUAAUUGGAUCACGGCAUAAUAUUAAUAAUAUAUUGGCUACCCCAAAGGUAUUUGGUAUUUGUUGGUGACAUACCAAUUAAAAGGGCAAGAGAAACAAAGGCACUUGGAGUCUAUAUUGAUGAGUUUCUAUCAUGGGAAAAGCAUAUUGAUAAAAUUGCCAAAAAAGUCUCAUCCGGAAUUGGGGCAAUCAGAAAGUUAAAAUCAUGUGUAGACCGUAAUACAUUAAUUUGUGCCUAUAAUGCACUUGUUUUGCCUCACCUUGAUUAUUGUUGCGAAGUUUGGGACACCAUUGGUACCACACUUUCUGAUCGUCUCCAGAAAAUACAAAAUAGGGCUGCUAGAGCUAUCGUGGGUCGUAAAAAUGAACAUGGUCAAUCUGAACUUGCUCUAAAUGAAUUAAACUGGAAGCCUCUGAGCGAACGCAGAACCCAGUUUGUGGCAAGUCUGAUGUAUAAAAUUACUCAUGAUCUAGCGCCCUUACGACUUACUGAUAUUUUUCAAAAGACGUCUUCCUCCCAGCAUUAUAAUUUGCGGGGCUCUUCCACUAAACUCCAUUUGCCCAAGCCUAAGACUGAAUAUCUUAAAAAAAGUCUUAGCUAUAGAGGGGCUAAACUGUGGAAUAGUCUCCCAAAUGAAUUAAGAGGAAAAGAAUCACUAGCUAUAUUCAAUAAAAACGUAUGACACCUGGCUACUAAUUAGAGUUUUCAAACCCAUAUUUACCUUGACUAUUUAAUCUAUUAAUAUUUACUAUUAUGUAUGUAUGUAUGUAUGUACUGUAUGUACUAUUAUCUAUUUAAUUAUGUAUGUAAUUGUAAUAACUGCAUGUAAGUAACUGUAUUUGUAUGUUUAAUUUUUCUAAAUUUUUAAUGUAAAUUUGAAUUUAAUGCUACGCCCCCCUUGGAAAUCGGCUUUUGCUGUAGGGGUUAGCGUAGUAAAAUAAAGUUUUACCUACCUACCUACCUACCUACCUAAGUAUGUAUGGUAAUAUAGUUUAUAAAGAAUUUUUGCACGUCAUUGUCACAACAAUUUCUGCCUUAUAAUUUCCGAACUUUCCUUUAGGGAUUCGCUCUUUCAUUUUGUAAAAUAUUAUCAUUGUACUUACCUCGCUUCUGACGUACAGAAUAUUUGUUUAACACCGCAACAUUACCCUGGGUACCGAGGCUUUUCCACGCUCGCAAAAAAUAGAGCUCGCAGAAAUAAAGCACUAUUUAAAGCGCGAGUCAGUCCGCGUCGCUCCUUUCUCGUGGUUUUUUUUUGCGAGCGUCGCUGGGGAAAAAAAGUGAAAUCCAUACUACGAAAUUUGCAAUUGCACCACUAAAUCCACAGUAUAUCUAUACUAUUUCCAUACUAUAUCCAUACUAUGGAAAUAUACAAUUAUUAUGGAUAACCAAAAUCUAUUCUAUUUCCAAUAAAGGUCCAUACAAUUUCCAUUCUUUGGCCUUCUAUGGAUUUUCAAAAUUUUUCCAAUGCGUGGAAAAACCUCUGGCACCCUGCAGGGUACCGCAACAUGUGCUUGAGUACAAGAAUACGCCUGACUUGUUGUUUUCCAUUGUUUAGAUCGUCUUCAAAUAACUCGCAUUCAAGAUGUUUCUUUGGUUCCUCACGUACCUCAUCCACUGUCGGUUAUUGAAGUCACUUUAAGUAUGGCUUGUUUUGAGCAAGGUGCAGUAAUUACACUUCCGUAUGUCGUCAUUUUAGAGAAAUAUUAAGCCUAUGAAGUCAUCAUAUUUUCCUUUUUUCAUGCUAGAGACGCAUCCGUCUGGACGCAUCACGCAACUACUAUAGUAGGCUAUUCGUCUAGUUUAAAGGCGGGAUGAAUAAUCGGACGAUUUGUCUUGUAUGUAAACAUAGUGGUCCUUAUAUGUGUGACUGUCCUUGCCACAAGACAUACCGUCCGUCCGUCCCUCCGUUCACCUUUUUUGUCUAUCUGUCUGCCUUUUUUUUCUUUCUUUCAUGCUUACUUUCUAUACUGUAUCUCUCUUCACCUCUCUUUCUCUUCAAUCAUUCAUUCGUCCAUUUAAUAAAUUUUAGUAUACAGCAUACUAAUACAUUCAACAUUUAAGUACUUCUCAUCUAAAUUACUGCAUGACAGGUGUCUUACAUGAAUCCUUUUCCAAAAGUCCCAUUCGUACCAUUGUUGAUUUUUGGAGCUUCCAUCAAUAUGAUGAUCUUUUUCUAAAUGUAAAUGUUUGUUUUGUUUUUCUUAGACUUGAUAAAGUAUUGUAUAAAUAUUGAUCUAAAUCAAUUUAUCCGACGAAUAAGAUACCUUUGUUAUGCAUGUUCAGUUGUGUUGCUUGAAGUAUUGGACAUAAUGGUUCGUCUACCGUCCUUUUACUGAAGAUGCAUGACCAGACGAACUACAAAUGCUCGCUUAAGUUCGUUCAGAUGAAUCGUUUCUAGUAUAAAAACGGCAAUUAAGCGUAAUUAUAUAGUCAUAUUAUUACUGAACAGAUAACUUGCAGACGUUAUACAUUCUGCGUAUUGUACUGUAAUAUGUUUUCAUACAUGCGCAUUUCACUGUGUUAUGUUUUCAUUCAGGUUGUGUCAGCUCUGGUAUAAGCAGGGUUGAAUCUUUGUUAAUAAAUAUUGGUGGAAAAUUGUUAAUGCUUCAGAGACUUCAUGAAAAGGAGAAACGAAAGAAGGUAUAAGAUUACUUUGGGCGAAACUGCAAUUCCAAGAAUGUUGAACUUUUUCGGGCCAAUUUAAAGUGGCUGCUAUACAUACUAACCAAAGAAAAGUUUAAAUCCGUUUAAUUAUUAUUAAUGGAAUAACUACAUGACAAAAUUACAACAUUUAGUGCUGUUCAAGAUUUAGGUACAUUUGUAAACUUUUCUUUACCUAUAGAAAUGUAUAAAAUGCACAUCACUUGAAAACAUCCUUCAAUGCAUAGUUUAUCCCGCGCGAGCGUUUCAAAUGGCAUACUCAAAAUGAAUAAGUGAUUUUAAGAAGGCAUUCAAAAUUGCAAUCUGCAAAACGAGAUCUUUUUACAUAUAUAUUUUUAGUAUACUCUACGAGAUCUUUUUACAUUUAUAUUUAACCCUAUUAUAUUAUUAUACAGUUCUUACUGGACAAGAGGAGAGUACGAAUGUGAAAUAAACGUGAGAUUCCACGAAGGAGAAUGUUACUAUAAAUUGUCUUUGUCUUUGUUUUUAGAUGCAGUUUUCAGCGCCAGUCAUUCUUGCUUCGUGUGUUGAAGGAAUAUGGUCGUCACUAAAAACAUCCUCAACAGACAAACAACAUUUGGUUGAAGCAUUAUGGUUAAACUGUGGUGUUUCUGGAAUGAAAGUAAGAACAAUGUAGUAAGAAUAGUGUAGUGUUUUGUUGCCUGAUGAUUGUUUUGCCAGGAAACUUAUUAACAGCGCCUCUUGUCCACGUUUAAUUACAUUGAGAGGGAAGAAGUUAAACUUGUGUGUUUUUAAAAGCUUACAAUUUUCCCCUUUGUCAGUUUUCAAAUUCACUGGUACUUUUUUAUCCAAAUUCCACUCGAAACUAUUCUAUAACGUGCAUGGUAUACACUAUUUAAAACACGAGGAGUGUUUUAUCAGAUAUCGAGUGUUUUGAAUAGCCUAAAAUACGACUACAAAAGAUGCCGUCUCAUUAGUAUUCUUAAUAUAAGAAUACUAAUUAGGAUGAACAGUUAUAUAAUGCCAUGCACAUGUGUUUUAUCAGAUAUAAAGUCAAUGCACGUGACAUAUUAUGGCUGACAUGAUUUGCCACAAGGUUUAUGAAUUAUUAAGAGGCAAUUUUUUUCAAUGUACGUAUUUGCGAUGAAAAGUGUUCAAAACCUAAAAUCUUUUUGGCGUUCCUCUCAAAAUUACUUUGUUUUACCUUUAUUCUUUAGUUUAUAGAGUUAGCUACCUUUUUAAAUGCAUCUGCCGGUUGAGAAACAUAAAAUAAUAGUUAAAAAUUGUCAAUUAAAAUACAAUUAUCAAUGAUGCUUUAAAAUUGACGCCAUAUUUACAGUCAUAUAAGCAAACCUUACUGAACUUCAGACAUCAUUUUCUCUUUGGCGUAUCAUCUAAAAUCUCUUCAUUUUAGCAUUAUUUUACAGAUAAAGCACUAAACAUACUUUCUAAGUUUGUUUGCCGAUUGAGAAAUGUAUCGAAAAAUAAAAAUGUUGAAUUUAGUCAUAACCUCGAGUGAUAUAUUAUACGCAUUAGUUUUGAGCGCGUGUUACGUAACAUACAAAAAAAUCUCCUCUUAAUGAGUAUUUUAAUUGAUUUUAGGCGAUUUGAUGUAUUACAACAUUAUAAAUGAUUGCCGAACAUAAUGAUACUUUCAUUUAGGUAUGGCUUCCAUUGUUUCCAGGAGAUGAUGAAAAGCCUCCGAAUUUUUUGUCCAAAAGAAUAAUGCUUCCAAUCCAAAUGUCGUUAUGCCCACUUGGUAUGAUCACUUUGUUUGAUUUCUAACUUGUAUAUAUAUGCAUGUAUACAGUCACUGAACAAUGUCGUUUUAGUGUUUAUGUCAAUAACAUUUCAUACUAUUUUGACCGGAUAAGCUACCUGAUCUUCGUAUAACCAUCAUUUUAAAUUGUUGUUUUUUUAUUUCUUCAGUUGUUUUAUCAGAAGAAGCUCUUGUUGUUGGUGCGGCGUCCGAACCCGUACAUUUUGAUUUUUCAUCAAAUGAAUCUGACUUUCUAGUUUCUCCUGAAGAACCGUUUCCGUUGUAUGCAUUGGAAAGACCGGUAAGCUUUCUUCGCCCUUUCAAACGGAGCAAAUAUGCAGAAGGUGAUACUUUGCAGGCUACUGGAUCGUAAUUUUUUGCGAAGUGUUUCACUUCACGCUGGCCAAAAUACGUCGUUCUCCCGCCCCCCUCUUCAGUGCUUAAUACUUGACAACACAUCUUGCUCCUAAACCAUCUAUUUUAACUCUCAGUCCAACAAGGCGCCAAUUAUAAACUGGUGUUCUGCCCAAUCUACGCCUACAGCGUGAAUUACACAGUUUCCACUUGAUUUGGUUGAAAUAUUGUUUAAUACAAGUCGACGUAGGAAUGGGCGUAGGAAGAACGUGGUGAUGACGUAUAUGCUUAAAUGACGUAUGUGCUUUAUAGUCUCUUUAAUUUUUUGUUGUAGGCACAAGUGUAUCUUCAUCAUCUUCUUCGUCAACUGCUGCGAAGAAAGUGCGUUCUUUAAUGUAUUCUGUUUCAUUAGUUGUAUUAGUAGAAUUAGUUUAUACGGUAGAACAUUUUCCAUGUAUACUUGAGGGACUGGUUCAAACUCCCUGAAAUAUACAGCAUGGGCUUCGACGUUUCGACCUUGCUUGUGCAAGUUAGUUCAUAUACUGGAACAACACAUUCAACAUUUUCCCUGUAGACUAUUGAUUACAUAAAUGGUCUGCGCCAGUGUGGGUGGUGCCAAUAAUAAGAAACUACCUGACUUGCAUCCCUAUCAAUCCGAAGCUUUCUUAUAGAUUUCAUACAGUAUGUCGACCUUUUCAGGGCACUGUUGCAAUCAAACUGGACGUUUGAGUACUGGACGUUUGAUUGCAACAAAUUCCACGUUGCAUCUCUGAUCACCUUAUACCUUAUACCUUAUAACCUCCCUUGGGCAUAGUAGCGCCGGGGACACGUUGUCUUUAACGAGAGAACAAUUAAAGUACAUAAUACAAGUAUACAGCUGUGUUUUGGUUCGCAAAAUCUUGGAGAAUACUCAAUACCAUACAAGUAGCAAUUAUAGUAUAGUUUGGUUCCAGUGUCUUCACUACCGUCGAUUUUACCCUAUAGGCGAUCCUAUAAGAUUCAUAUAGAUCUUAUGAUUUAUAUGGGAUCCUAUAAGAUUCAUAUAGAUCUUAUGAUUCAUAUGGGAUCCUAUAAGAUUCCAUAUGGGAUCUUAUAUGGUUUCGUCUAAUUCAUAUGGAUUCCAUAUUGAAUCUUACAUGGUUUCAUAUGAGAUUCUAUAUGAUUCCACUGGAAUGAAAACAACUAUAGUCAAGAUUUUGAGAUAUGCCAACCAAUACUAGUGCAAUUACCUUUUAUAUGAAAAAUCUCUACUAAAUACUGUACUACUGUAGGUCUUCUUAGACUGACAAACUUUUAACGCUUUUCUUUAGUCUUGGUAUUCAUGCAUUACGAAUUGCUCGCAGCUGCAGUGAACUUCUGUAUUUUCCUCAUGUUUUGGAAUUGAUGCUUCAUGAAAUACUUGAAGAGGAAGCGACCGCUUCUGAGCCUUUACCAGGUAAUGUAGGCAGUAAAAGAAAUUAAAACAAUGUAACGAGCAGAAUGAAAUAAAUCUCAACGACAACGGAUGAAAUUGUGCUCUCAUUGAAAAACAUGCAUUUUUGUUUUCUCUAUGGCUAGUCAAUGCAUAGUAGUCUUAUUUCAUCCUAUAAUAACAGGGUUGCACAAUGAAACUGCAAGGACUAAAAUUGCGUUACUUAAUAAGCUAACACGUGUUUCUGCACGUCGCCGGAUAACUCGCAUGCCUAGUUACCAUGCACUGUUCUGUUGUAAUAAGAGAAAAAUAGAACAACAGUAUAUACUGUAACCAUUAGCUUUUCAAUUAUAUUAUAAUUGUGAGCGCAAACAAAUGAAUAUGACCCUAUAAAUCUAUAUUUUUAUAUUAGCAUAUUAUUGCACGCUGUAGGGCAUUUAAAACAAAGGAAAUAUCACGUUAGCCAGUAAUAUUAAUUGCAUAACUUUAUAAUUCUUUAAUAUUAAUUUCAUUGCAAAACUUUAUAAUUCUUUUAGAUGCCAUGUUACCAAGAAUUGUGGCAUUCAUUCAGGAAUUUCCAGAGUACCUACAAACCGUGGUACAUUGCGCCCGAAAAACUGAAGUAGCCUUGUGGAGUUAUCUUUUUGCAGCCGUCGGUAAUCCACGUAAUCUGUUUCAGGUGAGAGCAUAAGAUAUAUUCGCUUCAUCCGUAUUCUUGUAUGAGAGAUUUUAGGAACUAUAACGCGGCAAUUCACCUCCUACCAACAUUUAUUACAGUUAUUUUAUUACAUCCUUAUUAAUUCUCGUUCCUGAGCUGGAAUUGAGACCGCGUCGUCCAGUUUGCCGGAGUGCUGUUUAGAUGCCUGUGCUCAAUCAUGAUUGACAGUUGGGUUUUGGUGACGUUCAAAAAGUACUGUACUUACGCCUGAUAAGGCAUUUAAAAAAUACAGUUUGUGUUUUUUCGUGGAAACUAUAGGCUGUAUGCCACGAAUAUAAUCUAAAAAAUUGUCUCUGUUGCAAGCUAGGAAAUUGGUCUUACUUUAUGUGCAUGUUCUAUUAUAGAAAUGCCUUGAUGAUGGAUUUCUUGAAACUGCAGCUUCUUACCUAAUCAUUUUGCAAAAUUUGGAAACACCCGAAGUCAGCAAACAGGUUAUAACCACAUUAUAGAAUGACCAAAUGCCGUAAUACUGUACCAUUUCGUUAUUGUUAUUUUGCCACUUUGCCCGAGAUUCAAUGGAAAUGUUCAAUGGCCAUCAUGACCAGUGUAGUUUAGAUCUAUCUCGUCCAUUCUUUUGUUUUUCCAGCUAGCAACGAUUCUUCUUGAGGCUACUUUGCAAAGUGAUAAAUAUGAGGUAAAACAGUGAUUUUAGAUGUUUCAAGACUAACUAUGCUGUUGUACUUUAAAUUCCUUCAAAAAGUAAAAUAAGCUUGAGACAUUGUUGGAGGACUUGCAAUGGCUUUUGAACUCAAGCAUGUGGUCGCAGUGGUGCCAUAUACUGCAUAUAUGUGCAUUUUACCUCCGGGCUUGAUUCUUGCAUUGAACAUGUUGAUAAUAAUGUAUUUCGUUUUAACUACAUGUGAUAGAAUUGCUUUAACUUUAUCCAGGGGCUGGUUGUUCAAGCACCGGUUGGCUUAAUCCUAGGUUAACCUAGAAUUCAAAGCAAACUUCCCAACAGCUUGGUUAUAAACUUGGAAAUAUUUCUUCAGAAAUCUUGUAUGGACCAAUGAGAGUUUUCUUUUCUGAAGUUUGGAAAUAGACAGAUGUGCAAAAAUACAGAAACUAAAACAGCAGAUUAAAUUUUAACCCAGGGUUAGCACUAAUCCAGCUAUGACCAACCAACCCCAGGUAUUCCAAUAAAAGCCAGUUUAUUACUUUAAAUAAAACCUAUAUAUUUCUAGAUUGCCAGAGAUCUUGUUCGUUUUCUUGGCUCAAUCAAAGUGAGUGAUUUUGAUUCUCCGCCACAAAGCCCGUGUACCAAGACGCCUGUCAUGUCAACUGCUCUGCCUUCUCUCGUGGAUGAUGAAGAUGAUGACCUCACCCCCCUCCCCCAGGGGAUACAAUCACAUUCUCAAUCUGGGAGUAGGAUAAGUCCCAGACCGCCAUUAACACGCAUCAGUUCUUCAGAUAAAAUGAGACCGUAUGAGAAAUCACCAGGACGAGGCCGGCAUAUGUCCGAGGAACGAUCAUUGAUGGGGAAAAGCUCUGUAUCAGGAAGGAAAUCAGAUUCGCAAGAACAUAUUGAAGGUCCGGAGGGAUCCCAGCAUAUUGUUUUCAGGUACAGUGAUACUAUACUUCAUGAGAAUUACUAUUAGUCGAGUUGACAUACAUGCAUGCCUGCAUGAGAGUAUUACACGGGUCGAGUAGAUCGUAUUUUGAUCAGGAUCAAAGGAAGCUUGCCUCUCCAUCAUAGCAGGUAUAGAAAUAUAGGUCAUGCAUGUGGUCAAAAUAAGCAAAUUUGGUAAAGGUAUUCUACAAGCAAAUAAAUUACAGUUUUACACACUUUGAUUAGUAAUAGGAUGGUUUCGAGUGCAACUUGGAUAAAACAUGCACGAAUGAGUUUUUCAAAGACCUCAAAAUAACACGAGUCCGGAGGACGAGUGCUAUUUCAAGUCUUUGAAAAACUCGCGAGCGCUUGUUUUAUCAAGCUUGUUACAGAUUUUUGCACUGUUACAGAUUUUUGUACUGAUGUUUGAUAUUAACUGCACUGAAAUCAACCAAUCACAGUCGGGUAGUAUUUUAAUGUAUUCAGGGGCUUCGGUGGGCCGUGGCGUCAGAGCAAGCGUCUUUCACCUCUGAGAUCGUAUAAUCGUGGAUUCGAUUCUCGCUACGGACUUAUGACACUUAUGUGAAAAGAGUGAGUCAACGCUCUCCCGAAAUUAAGUCGUGGGUUCUCCGGGUACUCUGGUUUCCUCCCACAGGGAAAGUUGACAGGGUGGGUUGGGAUUAUCCCCCUAACUGACCCUUCCACCGUAGCUGUGCUCCAUGAUCAGACAUGAGUCAUAAGGUGGCUGCCAGAGGCGUCCUUAGUAAGACUUCGACUCGAUCAGGUUGAGCUGCGUCCUUCGUAAUUCAGCUUAGCUCUCAGAUGCAAGUAAGGAUGAUUAGCACACCCCACUUACUUACUACAUUAUUAACCUAGAAAUAACACAAUUUGGGUUAACUUGAUGUUCCUGGUUAAUUCUCCUGGUUAUUUAACCUGGUCAUAAACCGCCAUCGUUUAUAAUUUUAUUUUUUAUAUUAUAUACUUGGUUAGGUAUUCAAGAGAAGAUGCGCCAGAAGGAUUUUUCUUGGAUACGAUCCUGAACCGUCAUGCCAGAAAAUUGUUAGCAAGCAACAGACUAAAAGAUCUUGGUCGAUUUUCUGCUUAUCUUGAUUUUAACCUUCGAGAAUGGCUUCGAAAGGAAAGGUAGGGUAAUAAAAUAUUAUACUGAGGUAUUAUAUACCGCGUGUUCUUCCAUGUCGCAGUCUAGUUGUUACCGUGUGUUGUUAAGUAACCACUAACGCAAAGCGUAUAAAGGGAAAUAUUUUGUUUAUGCUCAAGGGACCAAACCAUAGAUAUCUUAUAUAGACUAGAUAGUGCAUCUAAUUAUUCUGCAAUUCACAAAUUGAAGCCGUGAUUGCAAACUCAGGAUAUUCCCAUGAAAUGAGAAGAUUCGUAUGUUUUCUAUUUUUUAAACAGGGAACUUAAACAUUAAGUUAAACUUAUUCCAAAUACAUUUUUAAACUAUUCAAAUAAUGAAAGUUAUUGUUGUUUUUUAAGCGUUUAUUAGCGAGUGGGGAAUACCAACAUAGCCGCCAUCUAUUCAAAUGGGGGUAACCGCUGGAAUAUUCUUGGCUUCAAUUUUACUAAAAGAGAUGCGUUAUCUAGUGUAUAUAAGAUAUCUAUGGACCAAACAAAACAAACCUAUACUUUCAAAAGUUUUUCACGAGUUCUUGGAGAAUAAGUUAUAAAAAAACGUUUACUUUAGGAUAAGAAAGCUUCGGAUUGAUAAGGAUUCAACUUCCUGAAAAAUCAGUUUAGAAAUCUUGUAUCAAGAUAUUUUAAGGGCCUUCGUCGCUUUGCGGGCCCUUUUGAGCUGGGGGCUCGGGGCAAAAUUACCCCCUCCCUCCCCCCUCCCCUUCUCGGCAGGCCUGGUCAUCCAGUCUAUAGAAGUCAGUCAGUGAGUAUACAGUUGAGUGAAGUAGUUUAAUUUUUUUUGCUUCUUAAAUGUGAACAGUUCUGAAUAGACCUUAUGCAUGAUGACGUCACAAGGCUUGAUGCCCGCGAGGAAUGCUAGUCUUGGUAGUCAUCGCCCGGGAAAAUUAAACAAUUCAAAAUGGCCACUAUCGAAAUUUUCCCGAGCGAUGACUACUAAAACCAGCAUUCCUCGCGGGCAUCAAGCCUUGUGACGUCAUUAUGCAUAAGGUCUAUUCGACCACUACCACUAGUGUAAUGUUCACUGUAUAAGCUAUAUACAGGUAUAUCGGAACAUACUGUACUGUAUUGGUAAUGUGUCAUUAUAUUUCUUCAAUAUAGAGAUCGAGCAGCGAUAAUUAAUGAUUUCAUCGAGGCAUUUCUUAGCGUUCAUCGUCAGUUUGAUUGGCCAUUCCCUACCCGGACAACCUUAAGCACAAUAAAUUCAGGUACGUUUGAAACGCUGGCUAUAAGUUUACUGUUUGUUUAGCUUUGGCACAGAUGUACGUUUUACUAUUUGUUUACCUUUUCUUUUAUUUCAUUUUAUAUUACAGAGCCUUCGUCUUCGACACUUCGAGCGACUUUUCUCUCUGCCUCUGGUAACCGACUGAGUUGGGAGAAUCACGAGGCAAUGAGCAAUGUGAUGCUAGAUACUGCUGACAUACAAACAGGUAUUCACCAGAUAUAAAAAUAUCGAAGUGCAUAGUCCAUGAAGCCCGCCAUCACCUGAGUUCUGGUAGUGAGGCUUAAUUUGAUACAAACUAUAUAUUUACAAUGUUAUUAUAGUUAGAGCUAAAUUACACUAUAGAACGCAAUUUAAAAUUAGGAUUAGAGAGCAAUGAGAUUGCUCUGGGUAUAAAUGCUUGUUUAUGACUUUCAGUACGAGAGAUAGUUGGUGUGUGCUGUGAAUAAGAUCUUAGGCUUAUAGUUGUGGUCUGAAGACCACAACUAUAGUUGUGGUCUGGAGUUAUCCUUCUUAAUGCGCUUGAAUUCUGUGGCAGUUAAUAAAUUUGAAGCCAAACUUUAAGGCCAGGCCCAGUUUUCAUGCAUGCGAAGAGCAUGGUCAAUUCUUCAAAAUGAAUAUGUAUAUUCUUGAAAACGGGCUUUUACAAAAAAAGCUUUUUAACAGCGCUGACCUGAAAACUUUCUAUUAACGCAUUUAUUCACGUAAAACGUCCUAGUAGACUUUACUUUUAGUUUUCCUUAUUAAAACAGCAUGUUCGCUCCCUGAACUGCUUUCGCGAGAGAGUCACGAAGCAUAAACACGCAAAACAUGUUCCUUUUUGUUGUAUUUGCAGCUCGUUCAGAAGUUGAGCUGAAAGUUGUCCAAGUUGAGCAAUCCGAAGCAAGUUCCGUUUCAUUUUCACUGGACGACGAUCCCGAAGGUUUAGAAGACAGCACGUGGAGUUAUGAUACCAACAUCAAGGACUUGGAUGAUUUUGUUGGUCAAGUUCCAGGAUCUAGGCAAGCGGAUAAAGAAAUUAGGUUAGUUAUUUCACAUGAAACGACUUACUCAAUUUAUAGAAUAGCUAACAUUUCGGAAGUUGAUUCGAUAUGUUGACACACUUGAUAGAAGAAAUAAGAAUUCACUGUAGGCCAUAUUUACGCAAUUAUACAGAUUAUUUUCCCGUCGAAAUGAUAUUUAUCCGGGCCCUGUCUAAAAUAUAAAUAAGAUUAAAAAUUUAGAAAAUACCAAUAUUGCAAAAACAAGAUAAUAUACUGUAGGCUAGCAUGCAGGAGUAAAGUAUCUCCCUGAGGGACGAUAUUUUAUUUCCCAGAGGAAUAUUAUUCCUGAAGUAUGAUAUUUGAGGGAUUAUAUAUUUAACAAAUAUAAAACAUUUUCCGUGUUAAUAUACGGAAAAUAUGUUUUAUAUUUUUUUAUAAAAUAGCAAAAUAGCACAAAGAAAUGUAAAGAAAGAAAUUUUUCGUGUUGACAUUGAGUUAUGUCAACACGGCUCUUAGCCAAUCAGCGUUAAGAAUUUACAAAUGCUAUAUUAUUAUUUAGUUUAUCACAUGGACCGGUUGCCUCCUUGGCAAAGCACGCAGUACAGCAUUGCUACAAGUCUACAAAUGAGUCGUACUUGUGGAUGCCUUUAUCAGGGCGACAAUGUCACUGAUAUCGUUUUCUGUCACUGAUAUCGUUUUCUGUCACUGAUAUCGUUUUCUGUCGCUAAUGUUGCAUUGGGGCAAUGAUUAUUCUAAUAACUUCUGACCCUGAUAGAGGCACAAGUAUAUAAUAAACAGGUUAUCAUAAUCGGGACGACGCGUUAUCAGUUUUAUCGCUUUCAGGACGAUCGUGACAUUUAUGAUAUUGCCCCUCAAGCGAUAAAACUGAUGUCGCCUUGCCCCAUGAUAUUAUCUCCCUGAGGGAUGAUAUUUUUGGAUUUAAUUAUUUACACACAUGCGAGAUUUUGGAUGUGUUAUGGGAUGCUACCUCCCGUGGAUCAUCCCGAAAAUUGAAUUGGAAAGAAACCUAACCCAGGUUCGAUCAGUGCGUUUUUGAAUCCUGUUCUAGAAUAGGGUUUACCCGGGUUGCGCAUCAACUUCAAAAUACUCGCCUGGGAUAGUUUUCGUAGUGUAAAUUCCACUAUUUUUUACGCAGGUUUCUUUUGCAAGCUAUGUCGGAAUCACAUUGUUUCGACUGGUCUUUAUUAUUGUCAUUGGCGUUACGAGAUGCACCAUUAGUGAAUCAAGUUAUUGAGGAUAUUUUACUGCUGGGCAUGGAUGAGCUUGCUUUAGAGAACUUCAUUCGACUCCGAGAUGGCAUUAAAAAUUUGGAAAACUGGGCACAACACGAAUGGUAAGAGUUUCAGCUCAGUGUUUUUGAUCUUAGGAAGUGAACCCCAUGCACUUCGUGGGAUUACGAUUAACAUUUAACAAAUUUACAUAUGGAUAUCAUGUAACAGGGGUUUCAGAAUGAUUUGAAGUAAGCGGUUGUACCAAAAAAGUAGCCGGCUGUGACUGAUAGUUUACUGAAUCGGGCGGGGAGGGGGGCGUGCCCUCGCAUGGAAAUUUAAAAAAUUUUCGCCGCAAAUUAACAAUCAAAUAAUAUAGAAUACGUAAAAAGACAAAGUACAACUGUUAACAUGUUAGAUUUAGAUGUCAUUUGCAUUUAUACUUGUAAGUGACAAUGUACUUUAAUGUGCUGAGCCUGACUAGUAAUUUAGUUUUUACAGCUGCAUGAACGGAAUGACAAUGUACACUAUUAGUAUUAAUUUAAUUUAAUUAUGAGUCCGAAAUCAUUAAUCAAAUGAUGUUAUACUUAUGUACGUAAUGAGUUCACUUCAUCACUUCAUCAUAAUUAAUUCACUGUCAAAGAAUUUAGUCACUUGCCAAAAACAUUUACCAAAGUGGCUCUGAAUCUGACUCGUUCUCUGACUCACUGUCAAGUUCGGAUUCCCACAUUAUACAGUCACUGUCAGAGUCAAUCAGAGUUAUCUUCCAGGAAGAUUCAGAGCCGCUGACUAUUUGCUACGAAAUUCAAGAUGGCGACGAGAAAACAAAGAAUGUUUAUAUUAUCGCUUUUUCGACAGCAACUUAAGAAAGCAAGCUAUGUUUGGUUCUAUGUAUUAUUGAUCCUUUUUAUCUUCCAAAAUAAGUGAUGCUUUGCUUGAAUUCCAAUUGGAACAUAUCAAACAUCGUGUUGGUGCGCUUGUACCUUUGUAUAUAAUUUUUUUCCUGUAACCAGACGAAAAGUAGCCGGCGGUAAAAGUUCAUAGUCCGUGUUCUAUGGCCAUAGUCCACAUAAACACUGUCGGCUGAACAUGGUUUUGUACUUAAUGAAGGAAUAAAAUACCUGUCAGACUCAUUGUGAGACAGAUGUGCUUUUUUAGGUUUUUCUGCAAAUUUUCAAGUUUGCAAUCUUCACCGUAAAAAAUUUCCUGACGACUAUUUUUCCAUCUCUAUUUAUAAUACCUCAUAUUUUGAUUACAGUCAAGGAUACAGCGCUUUCUUUGGUCUCUUCAAAUCUCAAUGGCAAGCCUUAUCCGAAGCAAUCAGUACAGUUGCCACACGGUUAGCUGAGAAUCAAAUGACAAGUCGAAACACGGAACAACAGGAAAAUAUCGACGAAGGAGCGAGUUUUAAUGAAAAAGUCGAAGUAGAUGUUCAGAACAAUGAAGAGACGAGUGAUCCUUACGAAUGCGUUCUCUCAUAA
Paramuricea clavata is the source of this 40356-nucleotide messenger RNA. The record is from the annotation of a GenBank genome assembly. NCBI's taxonomy places the organism in Eukaryota, Metazoa, Cnidaria, Anthozoa, Malacalcyonacea, Plexauridae.